UAUUGGCCGGAGCUGGCUGUGCCUUUUGUAUACAUGCUAAUAUGCAGGCAGGCUCCCUGUAUCCUCAGCCCGCACUUUGGCUGAGACCUUCCAGGCAUCUAUAAGUAUCAGAGCCAGCUGCGACACAAGGAUUAUGCCGACUUUGGACUCCCAGGGCAGCAGAAGCAGCACCUUCCCAGCAUACAGCCUUGUCAGUUCAGCGCGUUAAGGAGGAUUUUGCUAGAGGAGAGGAGAUCAGUUCGCUUGCGAGUCCUGCGAUGAGUUGUCUGGAUGUUAUGUAUCAUCAUCAGGUUUAUGGAAUGCGCCAGUGUCUGCCUGGGACAGCGUGUACCACAGCCUAUUAUCAUCGCCAUCACCAGCAGCAGGUGAGUCAGCCCUCAUCUGUGGCCACUGGGCUGGGUGAUCACAUAUAUUUUAUAUAUUCCGCCUGUCUACAAGGACUGAGAGCUGGGGAGAUCACUUAUAUUAUAUACCGCCUGUCUAGAACUGGGGUGCAAGUUUAAAUGACCCUUAUCUCUACUGAGUGUCAUUGUGUUAUAGAAAUAUCUGUACACAUAUACAGGUGUUCAGAAUUCUUGUUGUGUCUGAGUUCAUACCAACGUUCCAUAUGUGUGUGUUUGAUAAACAUAUUUAUUAUAUAUAUAGUUUUAAUCUAGUUACAGUUUCUACUUGUAGCAGUUAACGCUGUGCUAGUUAAGUGUAAUUGGGUCCAAGAGGGGAAGCUGCAUCCUCUUUUGCCGUCUUGUUUUUCAGAGCUGAUCAUUCCAGAUGUGGUCUAUUCACUUACAGUGGAUUAUCUAUAAAUCAAUUACAAUGGAACGUUACUAUUUAGGAAUAAUUCAUCAUUUUGCUAGUCUACAUUUAUGGGUGCUCUUUGUAUUUUGAAAUGAGAAUCACAUACAUACCGGUACCUAGAAUCGAAUACCUGACAGUUUUGAUGUGGUUUGGGAGUAUUUCUGUCUCCAUAAUGUACAAUGUUGCAAACUAAGAUUUCUACUAUAUGUAUAUCAUGUGGAAUAUGUGUGUAUUUCUCUGUAAAAUGCAAAAAAUACCAGAGUACUGCAGUGUGCAAUGAUACCUUUUUUAUUGGACCAACAUAAUACUUAAAAGACAAAGUUUUGAGAGUGUUUCUCUGUUCCCCAGGUCUGAAGCAAUUUGUCAAAUUAAACUAUACAGGAAUCACACAGGUUAUUUUUAGAUUAUCGUCUGGCGAGCCCUAAAUUACAUCACAUGUAAGGUUACUUCUCUAUAAAACACUAGUUAUGCAUAUUAAUUGGAUUAUGGAACAAGAGGUUUGGGAAUAUAUAUAUAUACACAUAUAUAAUCCCAAAUCUCUUGUUCUGUAAUCCAAUAUAUAUAGAUAGAUGUGUAUUGCUACAGACCUGUGGAAGAGUCUCUGGAAACCUUGUCUUUUAGGUAUUAUGUUGGUCCAAUAAAAAAUGUAGCAUUGCGCACGGCAAUACUCUGAUAUUUUGGCACCUUGUGUAUUGGACUAACACGGCUAAUCCAAUCUACACUAUAUAUAUCUAUAAAUAAUCCCAAAUCUCUUGUUCUGUAAUCCAAUUAAUAUGCAUAACUAGUGUUUUUAUCAAGAAAUAAAUUUCCAUGUGAUGUCAUUUAGAUUUCUCCAGGCAGUAAUCUAAAAAUAACCUGUGCGAUUCCAACAUAGUUUAAUUUUACUAAUUGCUAUAAACGAAGUAUCUACUAUCUACCACAUGAAGCAUUAAAGCAUUAACUGUGGAAGGUGUAAAAACACACGUAUAAAAUUUGUUUCCCCCCUUUUUACAUUAUAUUUGCUUUCCUAAGCUUUUUUGAACCCUCAUGUUGUACACUAAAGUUCAUCAGAAAUACCUUUAACCAACAUAUUUCAGUAACUAACACAUGUAUUAUUGCUUGUUAUGGCCUUUUUACUACUCCUUAACAAAUUAAUCCUGAUGUCUACAAUUCUAGAUUUUAAUCACUAUUAUCAAUUCCAUUUGGAGUACGUAAUACAUCUUUUUAACAGUCCAUAUAAAAUGUAUGUAUUUGUAGAAUCAACAAUUGUACCCAAUAAAGCAAAAUUCUGCUAGGAGUUUAAUUCACCCAACAGUGGAUUGUGGUAUUUUGACACGGGAAUUCCAAAAUUCAGGCCAAAAUUUUCAAUCUGAUAAAAUGGCUUGACAAGAAGAUGUUCCUUACUCUUUUGUUUGUACACUAAAUUUUGAGAAUUUUUUAAAUUAAUUUUCACAGUUUGCUGUUUCUCGAAUAAGCCCUUAGAUAAAUAAUAAAAAAAAAAUGACAUUGCACAAGCAUUAACUGUAAUAAAAUGAGCACAUUCCAAUCAAACUGACAGCAGUGUGUGAGCAUGCACAGUGCGUGGGUGUUAGGAGGGGCUACACAGACUUGGCCUCGCUAUACUCAACAGAGAAUACAGUUUGUGUUGUUGUUGCAUUCCUUGAAGUUUUAUCAUAAUUAACCACGAAGAUCAUACUUUACAUGGGAAGUGUCCCUUAAAACAUUGAGACAGUAAAACAAAAAAAAAAAGCUGCGUAAUUCCAAAGGUGUUUUGUCAUUGUGGUGUAUAAAAAGUGAAUGUGUAUUUUAUACACCAAUUAUAUUUCAACACAGAAUUAUUAUUUACAUAUGAUGUUCUAAUCAGGGUCCACCAACGUUGAUGGAAUACUUUAUGUAGACAAAAUUACAUAGACUAGAAAAAUAUUUGCAAUUACUAAAUCUUUUUUUACUGAUUUUAUAGCAGACAUUUACUUGCUUUGUAAUAGAACGGAAUAGCUGGUCAAUUAAAACUUUAAUUCUCCUAUUAUUUGAAAAUGUUAGCGUUUUUAAAGUAUAUACUUUAUUUUUAUGCCUGUUUUCUGUAAUUUCUCCAGAAGUAAACAGAGUCAGAUAGAAAUGUAAUUAAGAGAACAAAACGUGUCUUUUCAAAGCAAUAAAUAUCUAUUAAAGUUUAGGAUCUGUUAAUUAAAAUAAAAAAUAAUAUAAAAAUCCAUUAAAAAUGUAUUUGUUAGAUAAUAGGUUAAAAAGUCAGGCAAUUAGUAAACUAUGCAGUCGAAUAUUAGCUCAUACAGGAUCACCUAAAUGCUUUUAUGUUCUAUUAUGAAAUGGAUUAAACAAUUACAAAAGACUCUUUUGUAUAUUGUAUUGCUUUCAUUAACCAGUCAUAGUUACAUAGUUACAUAGUUACAUAGCUGAAAAGAGACUUGCGUCCAUCAAGUUCAGCCUUCCUCACAUUUGUUUUUUGCUGUUGAUCCAAAAGAAGGCAAAAAACCCCAGUUUGAAGCACAAUUUUGAAACAAGCUAGGAAAAAAAUUCCUUCUUGACUCCAGAAUGGUAGUCAGAUUUAUCCUUGGAUCAAGCAGUUAUUACCCUACAUUGAAAGAUUAUAUCCUUGAAUAUUCUGUUUUUGCAAGUAUGCAUCUAGUAGCUGUUUGAACAUCUGUAUGGACUCUGAUAAAACCACUUCUUCAGGCAAACAAUUCCACAUCAUGAUUGUUCUUACAGUAAAAAAACCUUUACUUUGCCUUAGACAAAAUCUUCUUUCUUCCAGUCUAAACGUAUGGCCUUGUGUCCUACGUAAAGUACGGUUUGUGAAUACAUUUCCACACAAUGGUUUGUAUUGGCUCCGAAUAUAUUUGUAUAAUGUUAUCAUAUCCCCUCUCAGGUGACGUUUUUCUAAAUUAAAUAGGUUUAAAUUUGUUAACCUUUCUUCAUAACUGAUAUGUUCCAUUCCUUUUAUUAAUUCUGUAGCCCCCCUGUGCUCUUUUUCUAGUGCCAUAAUAUCCUUCUUUAGAACAGGUGCCCAAAAUUGCACAGCAUAUUCAAUAUGUGGUCUUACCAGUGAUUUAUAAAGAGGCAAAAUGAUAUUCUCGUCCCGAGAAUGAAUGCCCUUUUUCAUGCAUGACAAUACCUUACUGGCCUUGGCCACUGCUGAUUGACAUUGCACAUUGUUGCAUAGUUUGUUGUCUAUAACAAUUCCCAAGUCCUUUUCGUGUGUUGUUAUCCCUAAUUCGCUUCCAUUACGGGUAUACCUUGCUUGUUUAUUCUUUACGCCGAAGUGCAUAACUUUGCAUUUUUCAACAAUAAAUUUAAUCUGCCAUUUGAGUGCCCAGCCCCCCAGUCUAUCUAAAUCCCUCGGCAGCAAAGUAAUAUCUUACUCACAUUGUAUUAUUUUACAAAGUUUUGUGUCAUCUGCAAACACUGAAACAUGACUUUCAAUGCUGUCUUCAAGAUAAUUUAUAAACAUGUUAAAUGGAAGGGGUCCCAGAAUAGACCCCUGAGGGACACCACUUGCCACCUCUGUCCAGCUUGAAAAUUUACCAUUAAUGACAACUCUUUGUACUCUGUUUUUAAGCCAAUGUUCUACCCAAGAACAUGCAUUUUCAUCUAGACCGAUUUCCUUGAGUUUGAACACUAAUCUAUUGUGUGGAACUGUAUCAAAUGCCUUGGCAAAAUCCAAAUAGAUCACAUCCACUGCAACACCCUGCUCUAUACUUCUACUUACUUCUUCGUAGAACGCAAUCAAGUUAGUUUGACAUGACCUGUGCUUCAUAAAACCGUGCUGAUUUUUGCUGAUAACCAUGUUCUUCUCAAGGAAUUCUUGAAUAUUAUCCCUUAAUAACCUUUCAAAUAUUUUACCAUGUGCAAAUAACGUGUAUGCGUGGGUAGAGGCAUUUUCCUGCUUCCGAAUUCUCACCAUCAUUUUUUUUUUUCAAGUCACAAAAAAAUGGGUAUUGUAUAAGGCAUAAAAUGGUUGGGUAAAUCUUGAUUUAAAAGAGCACUCUAAUAUUAGAUGCACUAACAUUUAAUGUUAGACAUUCUCCUUACCUACUUUAAUGUAAGGUCCUCUACCCCAUAAAAUGAAAAUGAAGCUGUUUUACUUAUUUUACCUACCUGUCAUCCCAUGCUGUGUUGAUCUCACUGUGGUCGACACUCUCCCCUGAGACCAUCAGAGAAGUUUUGCAGGUCUUACUGUACAUGCGCAGCAAUUACUAAGCUACAACAAUCAUCAUCUCCUCAUUCAGAUGCAUUAUGUCAAUGAAUAUCCAUCAGGAGCAUUUGACAUCUUUUUAUCCCAAUGACCAUCUUCUCCACUCACCCCUUAAAUUUCAGUGUCUUUCUUUGUCCAUUUGAAAUGUUGAGAUGUAUGUCAUAUCGACAGUGUACACAUUGCAUUUAUGUAUGCCUUAGGAACAAAUGUAAACAUUGCCUUUAUGGAUGUCUUCUGUGCAGUGGUGACUGGUGAAGUUUUUAGAUGGUGGGGUGCCAGACUCCUCCCCCAGGACUUUACUGCUGUCUAUACACUACAGAGAUACUCAUUCAAUACAGAGAGCUGAGCAUAAUACGGAGAUGCUCAUACAAUAAAACAAGCUGGGCACAACAUAAAUAUAUCUACAAGAUACAUAGAGCUGAGUACAAUACAUACCACAAACAGAGUUGGGAAAAAGUAGAGAUAUAAAAUACAGACCUGGGCAAGACAAAAAUAUACCUAUACAGGGCACAGAGCUGGGUAGACAACAGAGAUAAUCAUACAACAGGUAGAGCUGAGUAAAAUACAACAGAGUUGAGCAUAAUAAGGAGAUACUAAUAACUAUCCCACACAGCCAGGAUCACUGUGAUGGAUUACACAGAGCUGUCAUACAGAGAUCCUCACACCAUACAUGUCUAUGUAAAAUUGUUUAGUUUUCUCUCUCAAGCUCUAUCUCCCUUACAUGAUCUUAUCUUCAGUAGUUCCCCUGCUAUGAUAACCUUAGCUUUCUAUAUAUAUUGCUGCUGUUAUAAAACAUGCCAGGUAUUUCAUUAGCCCUACAGCUACACAUGGCAAACAUGGGUAAAGCAUAAAGAUACAGAUAGACUCCAACCAUGCCAGCACUCACUAUUAGUUCUCAGCACACAGUGUACACAGGGUUAAACAGGGUUAAAGGGUUAAAGCAGCAAGAUACUGAUAGACCCCUUAUUACCAUUGCUGCAGUCAAUAUAGCUAAUCUUCAGUAGUAAUAUGGAGCCAAGACGUAGCUGACAUGGUUAACAGAAUCAACAAUCAAAUUAAAAAAUAAUAAGUCUUCAGAGUCACAGCCCCUGUCCUGCAGUUUGAAACUUUACAGCUAUUUAAAUUAGCCAUAGCAUGAGUAUCUACGAUUUAAGCUGUAGAGUGAUUGAUCACUUUAAUGAAGAUGUUGGAUAUGUGCAGUGGGACUUAUUAUAACUAUUAGUGAUAGGCAGCACAGUGCUCUAAGUCAGAAACGUGGCCCUCCCAUUGUCAACCCUAGGCUUCCCUUACUUUAUAUAUAUUAAUUAUAUAUUUGAGUACAUCAACUUGCUUAAUUAGUCCUUAGGUAGUCAUUAGGGCUAUUAAGUGGAAAGAAAGGAUAAUAACUAUAUAUUCAUAUUUGGCAGAGGCCAGGAUCUGCUGCUGAUAUGCUCUCCCUGUGCUACUUCCAAGAUGGCUUCUUGCUUCUCUCCUGUGGGCAUUGUAACCCAAACCCCUGGUGCUAUUGUCCAAUGAUGGCCCCUGAAUAGAGAGGUCAAUUGCAUGCCUCCACUCAUGGGCAGCUGGCUCUGCUGCUUGAAUGUCAAUUUAAUGGAAAUUCUGGUCAUUUUUUCUUAAAGAACACUAGGCAUUUGCAAAAACCUACUGAAAUAGGGCAUAUUUCAAACUUGCCCCAUUUUUGACAUUUAUAGAUGCUCUCAAAAAAGCUUUUCCAAACAGCUACCAAUAUGAGAGGAGGCGUCCGGCAUACCUAAAAUCUAUUACAAAAUUAAAGAGACACUAUUUCCCCCCCAUAUUUUUGGCUUACCACUAUCUCCCCCAGAAAUAAGAAUCUUAGUGUUUCUAAACAAUUUCAAAUACAUAUUUUUCCCCAUAUAAAAACUGGUGGGCCGCUUUACCAAGUGGCCCUAUGGACAAGCAUCCACUGCUUCAGUAGUAUGGAUGAAAUUGUGGUUUUUGGGAAAAGCAGAGAUUUUUUUAAGUUACCUAUUGAUCUAUGAAAUUGCAAAAUGCAAUUGGAAAAGUCAUUAAGAAAAAGAUCAAAACUAUUUAGUAUACACAAACUUUUAAAACACUGUUAUUGAACAACAUAUCAUAGAAUUUUCUGAAGAUGAGCAAAUUAAGUUACUUACCAAACAUUAUGACUUCCUAGAGGUUAAUGUCCAAACUAAUCGUAUGGAUGAGAUCUCGGAGCCGGUUACAAAUGUAAUCCUUAAUCACUUGGGUAAGGUAUGUAGGCACAUUAAAGGGUUACUCCAACCACCAUGACCACUUUUGCUUUUAUAAGUGAUAGUAGUAGUAGUCUGUAUGCUUGAAAUGCUGCACAUCCAGAGAUAUUUGCACUUGUGUGCAAGGGGUUAAUUACGCCCCUGACAUAUAUAACGUAGGCCGCUCAGAACUCUGCAGAUGCGUAUGAGCUAUAUGCACAUACCAACAUGUUGUGUUUCACAUGAAUGUUUACAUGUGAGAGAAUAAGCACAGACAUUAUACAUGAAUGGAAUGACAUGUAUAAAAUGUUAAUUCGGUACCUCUCAUAUAGAGGAUAUGAAACUAUUUCUAAAUAUACAUCUGAUCUUUGAUCUUUCUGACUAACUGUGUGGCAUUAAUAUCAACAUGUAUCCAUUGACAAAGCCAAAUAUAUACGCAGACACACAGUUGAACACAAUUUCACUUGGUGUGACUUCCUCAAAAUAUGAAAUCAAAAUACUCAGGUAACUGAGAAGAAUUAAAAGAAUUAAUACUCAAGUAAACAGUUGUAAUGAAAUGGUAAGAAAUUUCAGUACUACAAAGAAAUGGUGGAACGUGGGUUGUGUUCUUUUUUAAUAAGCAAUCAAAUUGUUAACAGAUUUUUGAAACGUGUACUACUUAGCAGACAUAUAAUGUAGAUUUAUAUAGCUCUACCCUGCCUGUUUUGUUACUCUGUUAGCUACCAACUUCUCCUGCACUUUUCACUUUUAACCCCAUCUUCUGCUAUUUUGAACAUCAUACCCCCCAGUUGUUAUUAAAUCACGUAAAGGGUUCUUGGCUUGGUACACACAAGUUUAUUAACUUAAAAAGAAAAAAAUGUGAUCAUUCUAUUGUAUUUGCUGAAUUGCUAGCAGAUGAGAGAAAAUAAUUUAGAGAGAAAAUAAUAUUCAAACACAUACCCUCCCCCACCUGUUAAUUCAGAACAGAAUUGCCAUAACACUCUAGUCUCUAUUGACAUUUGACUGACAGGGGAGUAAGUGUGGUUCUCCUACUCUCUGCACUGCAACCAAAGCUUAUGCUCUGCGGUUGCUGUGGUUACUAUAGUAACAGAGUGAUUGAUGUAAUUUUGUUCAAUCAUGUGCAGCAAUGAAGAAGUAAGAGAUCAAAAAUUUGAAUUAAACAUAACAUUUACCUUUGUGAUGAACUAUAUAUUAAUUGUCUAUGAGUGGGGGAUAUCAGUCAAAGUGAACUAGUUUUUAAAGCGUUACUUUAAAUCCUUCCAUUGAUUACUGCAAUUGAAAGAAUUUUGCCAUGCUUUCGACCACAUUCCAAGACUAACACAACUACUCACUUUUUAUGUGUCUUUCUUUACGUUAAAUUAACUAUCAAAUGUUUAUAUUUUGCCAGGAUAGACAUUAUUUUACAUUCCACACCAUAGUCCACUGCACCUCUUUUCUUUUUGUUUAUGAGACAGAGAUAUUUAUCUAAAACUGAUUGUCAGGAAGACUUAAUCUAUUGUGUUCGUUUCUUCUAGCUUUGCUUUUUUUUUUACAAUUUACAUAGAAAUAGCUACUAAAGUGAUUUUAGGUGAGUUGACAACGUAUACAAAAUUUAACACAAAAUACUCAAAAUGGCUGGAAAAUUACAUUUUUAAAGUGGCUGAGAUGGUUGUUUGAUUACCACCACUAUUGCUUCUUGAUAAAAUCCCUUUGAUAGAAUGAUGCACAUGAAGAAGAAGUGGUUGGACAACAGUUACAAAGAGAAAACAGAGUGACGUGACAAUUCCACCUCUUUUGUACCCUUAUAAAAAUAAAAAUAAACUGCCUGAACAGCAUGCUGGGACUAUUAGACAAAGAUUGUCAUGCUGUCCCACUUUAUUUUAGUUCCAUGUAUGUAUUGAGUAAUACCUAUAAUGUUAAAAUAUUGGAAAGAUGACUGGUUUCCAACUACUACCUUUUAGUUUGGGCUGUUUCAAAGUCUUCACUUUUGUUCUUCUUGACCUUUUCCUUGAUCCUUUGUUGCCAGUCACUGUCACUUGUUCCAUGUUAAUGGUAACUCUUAAUCCAAAGUUUAGUUACUGGGCUAGCUAACCAUUAUGAUAAUCCCAAAUGCCAAGAUUAUGGUGAGUAAUUACCAAUAAAUCUUGUCUUCUAAUUGCACACACAUGUAGGCAUGCAGGUUUCAUAAUUAAAGUAACAGUGGUUAUGGUGCCAGGGCACUUUCAAUAUAAGCAUGUUAAGGAGUCAGAAGUUCUCUGUUGGAGCUAAACCGGGUGGUGCAGAGCUUAGGUCAGGAAAGCUAAUGGAAGCUUGUAGCAGGAGCUUACAAGUGAGAGAGGCAGUGAGCUGCUUUUGGUGGACCCGAGGUAAAAAUUCAAACUGUUCUAAAAUAGUUUAACUACUUACAUUGAAGAAUGACAAGGCACUCCUGGCACAUAACUACUAUAGCACACUGUAGUGGUUAUGGUGCCUGGAGUGCUCCUUUAGGGGGGCUAACAUUUUUUUUGUAUUGAGUUGGCCAGACUGGGUAAUCUAAAUAUCCUUAAUUUAAGUGCUUGCUCUGCUAGACACAACUCAUUAAACUCUGUGUCAUUAGCAGCUUCAGAAUUCUAAAAAGAGUUUUAAUAAUAUAUUGCAGAGUCAUUGGUAAUCAGAAGAUACACCAAAACAGAUACAACGGUCCUUUUUUUCCUAUAUAUUUAAUUCCAUACUUCUAAUGUCACUUCUUACAAGUGCGUACCAAUUGCAUGCCUUAAUGUCUGAGUGCGGAAUUGUGAUGUAAGAUUUGCCAAAGGCUUGAAGAUGUUAAGACAGAAAAUGUUUUCCAGGCUCAGUGUAUUUUCACACACAGCUUGCUAGUUUGAUGGGCUGGAAUGGAAUUGGAAAUAUUUUUGUAGACAUCCCUGCCAAAUUAUUGUACAAUGUCUGCAUUUAUUUUAUUUUUAAAGUUAGCUGUUAAACAGAUUUUUUUUUUUUAAAGUAUCAUACUUGCUUGUAGAAAAAAGUUAAACUUCAGUUACUCUAUCCACACAUCCAUUAAUCAAUCCAGUGGAAUGUUGCAUCAGAAUUGUUCCUGACCGAUCAUGUCUGUUGAGGUUUAAAACCAUCUUCUGUAUAUUAGUUCAUAUAUUUGUAAAUGGGUUCUCUAACACAAAAUACCUGCGUGGGACUAUUGCAGGCCAGUAUUUGCUUUUAUAUAUACAUAUAUAUAUAUUUGCAAGCUAGAAAGCAUCGCAUAUUUUAUUAAGAUCACUAAGCUGUAAACAAAUUAUUGAAUGAUACGUAUUUGCAGAUAAAAUAAUUUAUAUUUAGUAAGAUUAACUUUUAGGGAACUUAGGUAAGAUUAUUUUGUUAAAAUUUAAUAGUGGCGUUCUUAACAUGUAUCUUUUCUACUUUUCAGAAGAAGAUAGCUGCUUAUAAUAAGAUGCAAGAGGCAAUAGAAUUAACUCUAUCAACAAAACAAGAGGAAGAUGAAAAAGACCAGCCAGCAGAGAUGGAAUAUCUGAAUUCUCGAUGUGUUCUUUUUACAUAUUUUCAGGGAGACAUUGGAACAGUGGUGGAUGAACAUUUCUCGAGGGCUCUGAGCCAAAUGAGCACCUUCAGUCCCAAUAUUGCUGCAUCAAAAAGUAAAAUAGGGACAACAAGAGGUAACGUUCAGUUUAUGACCCUACAUUCGAACCCUAUUGUGUUUCAAUGACAAUUAAUUCAUUAAUUAAAACUGCCGUGCAUUUUCUUAUAUUUGACUGUAACAUAUAGACAUACUUAAUUCUGAUAAAUAUUGUAGUGUUAUUGUGAAUCAUAAUCAUAUAUGUAACUUUUCUUUUUUGGGUACUUGCUAAUAUUGUGAUAAAAUCAUUCAGAGAGAUCGUGUGACUUUAAUUGCCAACUGUCCUUCCUCUGACUUUUCCCUGUGAAAGGAAAUGCAAAUGUAAGCAGAUUAGCCACUGGGCUACUUCCCAAGAGCUGUGGCAUUGUCUUAGCUAUGCUAUGAUGGCCCAUGCUAUGUUAGUCCCCAGCCAGCUAUAGUGUAAACAAGAUUUUGUUUGCGAACACUGGUGAAUUUUGAGUAGCAAGCUAGCAGCUUUAACCUGCUAAUUUCUGUGCAAAACCGUUAUAUGUAAUAAACUAGGAAUCGUGGAGAAAUGAUGAGGGAAUGAUGAGGGAAUAGGAAGGAAAUAUCCAAAUUGGAAAAUACUUGAUUUUGAUAUUUUGCAUUCAGUUUGGAUACCUUGGUAGAGAAUUUGCAAGUACGAAAACACAUAAAUGUGAAUGCUUUCAUUUUAUUCGGUGUAAUUCAUUUAGAGCAGGGAAAGGUACAAUAUUUCUUAAAAUUCAGGAUUGUUCUUUGCACAAAAGCACAUUUAUUAAUACUUUCCAAGCACACCGCUUUAAAGUACCUAUGUUGUCCCCAAAUACAUUAUUAUAUUAUUUAUAAAGCGCCAACACAGUCCGCAGCGCUGUACAAUAGGUGGACUAACAGACAUGUAUUUGUAACCAGAUGAGUUGGAUACACAGGAACAGAGGGAUUGAUGAUCUUACAUGCUAGAGAGAGUGGGGUAUAGUGACACAAAAGGUAAGAGGUAGAAGAGCAGGUUGCUAGGAUAGUAUUCUUAGUGUUUUGUUUUGAUGACAGUUGUAGGAGAGGAAUCAGGGUGCGGGAAGGGAGAACCUUUGACAGUAUAAUUGAUAUGCUUUCCUGAAGAAGUAAGUUUUCAAAGAUUUUUUGAAGGAGUGGAGACUGGGUGAAAGUCUAAAAGAGAGGGGAAGGACGUUCAAUAGAAACGGUGCAGCCCUAGAGAAGUCUUUAAGGCGAGCAUCAGAGGUGGGAGUAUGAACAGAGGUUAGAUGUAUGUCUUCGGCUGAGCGUAGCGGCCUAGAUGGGACAUAUUUAAAUUGAUUCAAUCAUAAGUCAUAGAGGUACAUUAUGUAUUCAAUGAUAAAUAUUUAGAUUUACCCAUCUUACCUCUGUACCACCCGCCUCCAGUUCAUUCUUUGUUCCUCCUGCAGUCUUCUCUGAUUUCUCCCGAUUGGGGAUACUUCCCGUAAACAUUCAUUGUAACCACUAAAUCCGCUGACUUUGUUACCAGGAUGCUGUCCCUAUGCUCCCUAGCCAGGACUGAUGGCAUUGGCUAGAGAGUUACCAUAGCAACUACAGUACAUGCAGUGUGGUUGCUAUGUUUGGAGAACAGAAGGGCCUGUGGAAGGUUUUUUCUACUUUCUCUUGUCAGUCAAUUUUUCGGCAUAAACUCUAUGCCAAACAAUUUUACUAACAGGUGGGAGAAAGACCUAUUUUUAAAUAGUUUUUUUUCUCCCAAUCAUAUACAUUUGCUAUCACAGUGUAUAGAUAUAAUUGUGUGCUCUUUAAAAAGAGCUUGUGUUGUUAUAGCUAUGACAUGUACUCAUUAAUUGUCAAAGGGGCAAAUGAAAAAAAGUUGUUUAAAAAUUAAAAUAUUGUUAUAUUUCUAGACUAUUUCUUUAUUUCAGAAUUCAAUGCACUAAACAUAGUAUUUUAUUGCCUUCCCUGUUAGGUACUAACAGCCAAUGCUAGUCAAAGCAUCAAAAUUGUUUCCCAUGGGACAUUACCCUUAAAAUAACUGACAUUUUGCUUAUAAUUAGAAAAAUAAGUGAGCUCAGCCCGAACAAGGAAAAAAUGUUUCUGCAAGCUGUUAAGCAGUAGACAAAUCUGUCUUUUCUUAAAUAUUUUACUUCCCAUCUUCUAACUUGACUAUAAAAGGCAUUUUUAUUGUUUUACAAUUUCCGUAUGCAUGUUUAAAAAUUAUUUUCAUGGGUUGUUUAGUCAGUGUAACCAUUGCAAAUGUUGAUAGUUUACAUGGAUAUUAAUAUGAAGAGCAUUUAUAUAUAUAUAAUGAUUAAUAGUAUGUUUAUAUAAAAAUAAAUAUAUAUAUAUAUAUAUAUAUAUAUAUAUAUAUUUAUAUAUAUUGUACCGUCCAGGCGAUUAUCAGCAGAGCUCUCAAUAGCUCAAUUAAUUGUGAGUGCGCACUUUAUACAUUUUACCUAACAUUAAAUAUUGCUGCUACAUAUUGCACUAUUUGUGUAUAUCUUUUCUGUUUUUUUCAAGAUACUUUGAAGUCACAGAUGUCAUCAGAUAUAUAAGUAUAUAUACCUCUGUCAUUUGCACUAUUAGAACUGUAUAUUCACUUUAUAGGGCGUGGUUUAUCACUCUGUCUACAUAUAUAUAUAUAUAUAUAUAUAUAUAUAUAUAUAUAUAAAAAACAAGGGGGGGUUGGCUGCACUCACCUUAACAUGCAUAAAUGGGGGUGCUGCUGGGGGCCAAAUAAUACAAUACAAUACACAAGAUCCAGCGCACUCACCUAUCCACUAAACAGCAACUUCAAUGUUGAAAGACUUUAUUUGUUUUUUUAAAAACACCUAAUCUAGGCAAAAACAAUGGGGGUUUAGUUACAUUAUAUGAUCAUACAUUGCAUAAGCCUGCCACAACGUCAAUGUACCCCAUCUUUGGCAGGUCCUACACUAACAGCCUAAUGUCUGCUCUUAUGAGAUUAACCUACUUAGGGAAAAAAAAAUUCCAUCUGGGGCUCUCUGCAGUACAAGGCUAAAUAGGGCCCUGGGGUGAGGCACCUGUGACAGGGAGGGGUGCAAAACCAAGGAGUUGGCUAUAAUUGUAAUUUUUAAUAAAAUCCACAAAAAAUCAGUGGCUAAUGAAUGUCUGUUUCUACUUUCAGAGAGCUCAUCAAUAUCAUGCCAAAGGACUAGCUUUCCCCCAUCACUUCGGACAACAUCAACUUCAGCAUGUUUGACUGGAGUUCAUCCGGACUUCUCAACAGCACCCACUGGAAUUUUCCCUUCUACUGAACAUGGUAGCUGGCAUGGAGAUUGCUUGCAUCAGACUGUACCACCACCACCUACUGUAUCAGAAUCUUGGCAUUAUCCUCUAGCUUCACAAGCGAGCUCACCAUACACACACAUGCAUGAUGUUUACAUGUACCACCAUCAUGCUCGCCCACACGUGCACCACCAUCGACAUCACCAUCACCAAAGUUCACAUCUAGACCCAAGAUAUGGACCCCUUCUAAUGCCUUCAGUGCAUACAGCAAGGAUUACUGCCCCACCAUGUGAAGCUACAAAAACAGAGGCCACUGCUUCCACUACUGCUACCUCGCCAUGGCCGGGUGCUUUUCACGGCACUGUCGAUAUUGUACCCAGUUUUGGCUUUGAGUCAGGUAAGAGCAUUUUGUUUAACUUUUGCUUACAUGUGCCUCGACAGCACAAUUACCAAGGUAAAAAAAAAUAUUUGCAAACAUUUUGUACAUUGUGUGUCAUGCAACAGACAUCUCUACUAAGAUAUGUCACAAAUGUAUCGUAUAAAUACUAUUCAUAAACAUGGAAGCUAUUAUUUUAAUAGUAAUCCUUGUACUUCAGUUUGUUAGAUUUGUGUGUGGUCCAUUAUCCUGCUUACCCAUGUCACUGGUGAACCGAUGGAAAUCAGAUUAAGCUAGCCAAACAUACUAUGUAAAUCAGCCCUAUUUAUAUGUAAAAAAAAAGAAAUGUAAAAUGUUAACAAUGCUACACAAAAUAAAUAGAGACUACAGGAAAUAUAAGUUUAGUAUUUACAUAUAGAAAAAGUCAUACAUUCUUGAAUGUCAAAAAAAUGAAUAACAAGGGUGAUAUAAAGACAAACAUUUUAAAAAAAAAUUAUAAUUUCAACAGAAGCAUAAUGAAUAAUCUAUCAGAGCGGUAGUCUUCUGAAAUAAAAAGAAAAUAUUUCCAAUAAGAUUGACUUCAUCACAGAGAGUUAUAUUUGAUAUGACAUGAUCUUAUCUGGUACAUAAUUAUGGCAUCCUCAAGUCUACACUUUUAUUAGUGUAGUCAUCAGUGGUGCAGUAUAUCAAUUAAUGUAGCAUGCAUUUAGGCGCGCUGGUAGUAUGUGUCUAAAGGAUCUUUUAAUGGUUGUCAGACAUUGUGUUCGGAUCUUUUACUGGGUCUAGAUUGGCAAGACACUCAUAGAAACAUAAAAAACGUAGAAUGUGACGGCAGAUAAGAACCAUUCGGCCCAUCUAGUCUGCCCAAUUUUCUAAUUACUUUCAUUAGUCCCUAGCCUUAUCUUAUAGUUAGGAUAGCCUUAUGCCUAUCCCUCGCAUGCUUAAACUCCUUUACUGUGUUAACCUCUACCACUUCAGCUGGAAGGCUAUUCCAUGCAUCCACUACCCUCUCAGUAAACUAAUACUUCCUGAUAAUUUUUUUAAACCUUUGUCCCUCUAAAUAAGAUAGUUUUCCAAUUCUAGAGCUAAAGUAGGCACUGCUGAGAUUCGAAGUCAGGAUCUCCUGUUUACUAGACAGGUGCUUUAACCAUCUAAGCCACAGCGCCACAACAUCCACAGCACCACAACAUCCACAGCGCCACAAUAUCUAGGAGUGAUUGUUCAGCCCCCCACCAGUCCACUAAUGACAGAAAAAUGGCAUAUUUGUGCAGCAGAUGGAGAGAGAAACCCAACACAGAAGCCUGCUCUGCAUGUUCACACUGAUCUCUUCUUCCCCUGCCAGGAUGUUGCAAGGUGAAAAUCUGCUAACUGCACAAGUGUAAAUCUGCCAGCCAUGUCCACUGCACUUUUUCAGCAUUCCUAGGGAUAUGACACUGUUCGGUUAGAUCAGUUUCCCCCUAGAGUGGGUGUGGAAACCAUAAGAAAGAAGAAGCAGAUACAUCUGAAAAAAUAAAUAUUAUAUAUUUAUAUAUAUAUAUAUCUAUAUAUAGAUAUAUAUCUAUAUAUAGAUAUAUGUAUAUAUAUAUAUAUAUAUAUAUGUAUAUAUAUAUAUAUAUAUAUAUAUAUAUAUAUAUAUAUAUAUACACUGAUCAGCCACGACAUUAAAACCACUGACAGAUGAAGUAAAUAACAUUGAUUAUAUUUUUUACAAUGGCACCUGUCAAGGGGCGGGAUAUAUUAGGCAAUAAGUUAACAGUCAGUCCUUGAACUUCGUGUGCUAGAACCAGGAAAGCUGGGCAGGUGGAAAGAUCCUAAUGACUUAGACAAGGAUGAAUAGUGAUGACUAGACGACUGGGUCAGAGCAUCUCCAAAACAGCAAGUCUAGUGGGGUGUUCCCAGUAGGCAGUGGUUAGUACCUACCAAAGGUGGUGUAAGGAAGGAUAAUCAGUGAACUAGUGUCGAGGUUAUGGGUGCCCAAGGAUCAUAGAUGCACAUGGGCAAUGGAGGCUAUUGUAGCUCAAAUUGCUGGUUAUGAUAGGAAGGUGUCAGAUCAGUGCAUCGCAGUUUGCUGCGUAUCGAGCUGCAUAGCUGCAGACCGGUGAGUGUGCCCAUGAUGGCCCAAGUGUUACCUGAUGGCAGUAGCCUCUUUCAAAAGGAUAAUGCACCCUGCCAUAGCAUAGUUUAGGAAAUGGCUGGAUGCUUUCUGGACAGACCUUGUGUGUAUGUAUACAAACAAAGUUAAGCCCUGCGAUCAAACUCCCACUACUCCUGGCUGGCAGCAAUGAGUAUAGUACACAUCAGCCCCAAUACAUACCAUAAAAGCCAAAGAAAAAAGUUACUUGCACACAAUCUCAAAUCCCGAUGCACAUUUUUAAAAAACACUGGCGUUUUUUUUAGUAUCACUCCAAUUGCCAUUCAAGUGCAAGCUUAGCAUUAAAAAAUAUAUAAAAAUAAAAAACUUGCACCAUAUAUAAACCUCUCAUACACAUACACUUUGACACAUGUUUCAACUACACCACUCGUUCACACAGGAGACCAAUUUCUAAUACACUUUCUUACAUUCUUCACACAUACAUUCCUGCUUCACACUCCUCACAAUUGUACUCCUAAAGUCACACACACUACUCAGAUGUACACCUACACACACCCCAUUCAACUCUAACCCUGAAUUCAUACACAGGCUCUCCAUACUAAUUUACUUUGGCAUUAAUACACCAGAUCUUCCCUUUUUUUCACACACAUAGGCCCUCAACAAAAUUACAUGACAGUCUUCACAGAUACAUCCAUCCACACAAUGCACAAGUGCAUUCACACAGAUUUUACACACGCAAAUACAAAUAUGCAUUUAUACACAGGUCUUCACACUGUACACAUCCACAGUAAUACAAUAUUACAUGAAAGUUAUACUUAACAUUUAACCCCUUAAGGACACAUGACAUGUGUGACAUGUCAUGAUUCCCUUUUAUUCCAGAAGUUUGGUCCUUAAGGGGUUAAUCAAUGCAAAUGUAUUUGGUAUUAAAUUUUACCCAGGGGGCCCCAAAGGCUCUCAGUCCAUCCCUGCAUACAGAAAUAUUUAGACUACCAGGCUUAACUCAGCAGCAUCAUUAGCCAGUCUGGAACGAAUGACAAUUAUGUUCAUAUUUCUGUGCAUAGACACUCAUUAGUUGCUUAGAAUGUCCAGCCGAUGCUCUAAACCAAUGAAUGAUUAUCAGGAUUGUUAUCCAUUCUCUGCAGCUUUGCUUUGCUGGGUCUCAAGAAAAUUGUUUGCCCCAUUACCAGGGAAAGGAGCCAGCAUAUUCCUAGCAUUAUAACCUCUACAGUGGGCUGUAAUGAUUAUAAUGCUUGGACAAACCCUUUAACAGCCAUCUUGGCAUAGUUAACUGCUAAGGAAAAGUUUAAACACUGCAAUAAAAGCAAAAUAGUAGACAAUUAUUUUGGAGCAUAAUCUAUAAAUUGAAUAUAUACCUAGUUAAAAAUGAUCUAGUAAUUUGCACAUCAUUACAAAUGACAAGUUCCAUUUAUAGAGGGUUUGAGGCCCACCCUUCUUUUAUCCUAUGCAUGGUCAAUUAAUUGGAAUGAGCUGCAACCACAGCUCUUAGGGAAAUUAACACCUCCACUUAAUAUAUUGUUUUUAUUUUUUUAUUUAAUUUAUACUUACCUGUUUGCACAAAGAAGCCUUAUUCCAGUUUUAUCCUAGUUUCCGUAAUUUGGAUUUCAUUUCACUCUGGUAUCUGAAGUCUGCAAUGCAUUAAGCUUUUUCAUAGAAAAAUUGAAAAGCAAAAACUAUCCCUAAACCCUAUGUUUCUAAUGAACACCAGUGCAACAGACAUAAACAUUACUGUCUAUCACAGUUGGUCUUAUUAGCUACCCUUUGAAUGUAAGGUAAUAGCUGCUAAAUGUUUCAACCCUCUUUUAUGUGUGAGUUGAUAAAUCAACCAUUUUACUCAUUUCACAUACCGUCUGUUAAAUUUGACACUCCAUUCAAAUACAAAUUAGGUUUUUCUUCCUUACAGACUAAGGGAGACUCCACACCUAAAACCAAAAAUACAUAUAUGAAAAAAUAAACAUUGCAUAAAAUAUAAACUUAAAAAUGAUUUUUGGAAUAAGCAAUGACAGAAACACUGUAAGUAUUGCGGCUUCGUCAAGUUAUCCAGUUACCAAAGAGAUUUGCUGAGUACUAUGUUUAAGUUUUAGCACCUCAUGAAACUCACAUUCUGUAAUAAUUUCAAUAUGCAAGAUGUCUCUCAACAGGAAAGUGUAAAAAAAUAUUUAGCAAUACUUUACUGCAGGAUACAGUCGUAAAAGCAGAUAUGUUUGUGAGACUGCUGGCAAAACUGACUGUAUGUCAGAUAUAGAGAUAGAAAUACAGAUAGACAGACAGACAGAUAGAUAGUAAGAUAGAUAGACAGACAGACAGACAGAGGGAGAUAGACAGACAGAUAGAUAGAUAGAUAGAUAGAUAGAUAGACAGACAGAGAUAGAUAGACAGACAGACAGACAGGAUAGAUAGAUAGAUAGAUAGAUAGAUAGAUAAAUAGAUAAUGGAAAACAUACAGGUAGGUGUUCAGUAACUGUGUUUAUUAAUGUCAAGGGAGAUACAUAAGUAUAUCAAUGUUUUCAUUCCACCUCAUUGAUCAACCACAGUUGGGUCUGAAACAUUGAUCUGUAGAUGUAUCUGAGUUGAUACAAUGAACAUACCAUUAUUAAAGGCCUGAUUGAUUUGGAUAAUUUGAAUUUUGAUUAUGUAUAUGUUACUACAGGGGGUUACAUAAUAUAAAAUAUUAAAAGCCAUGUGGUGUAUAGCAUAAUCUAAGUAGUAGAUCAUAUAUACAGAGUACAGUGUAAAUAAGAUAUCAAAAGGAAAUAAAAUAUUCCAGAAGACAUUCAAUUAAUAUAUUCAUAAAUAAAAUAAAAGAGAGAGCCCACAUGGUUAUUGAUCGCUGUUUCCUCUCAGCCCUUGCCUACUUUAAGUAGUCUCAGCCUCCUAUAUCCACAUUAAAGCCACAUUAUAUCCACAUUAAAAAAGAUGUCAGAAUAUUUAGAUUUUGUUCCAUCGGCAUAAAUCUAUUCGGGGACUGUAACUGCAUCACAAUGACACAAUAUAUCUCUGCUUACUUUGGUACUUGGCUAAGAAAGAUAGAUAAACAUAUUUAUGUUGAUCAAAUUAAAUACCCAGGAUUUUGUGUUCUUUGCAUAAUGAUUUUAUAUUUUUAAAUGUAUACAUUAUAAGGAAAGCUACGAAUAUGUGAUAUUUCUGAAACCAGAAAGUCAAACUAUAUGUAGCACUAUAAUAAAAAAGUGAAAAUCCAUUGACCUCUGUGUUGAGUGUUUACACCUUUAUCAUGUUAACAAACAUGUGAGUGUCCUAUAUUUAUGGCUUUUUUCUUAAUGUAUAUUUAUACCCAACAGCCAAAAGUUGAUUUGCACUUGGAUAAGAAAAUCAUCACUAGUGUGCAAGUUUUGCCGCAUCUCAUUGCCUCUCCCUGUUUAUCUACCAUGUCUUUUUUUUUGUCAACUUAUCAACAUCAAUCUAUCUAGAUAUCAGACUGUCUGAGAACAUGGCAGACACAUUUUGAAACUAAAGCAAGGUAUAACCAGAUUCUGAUAAAUAAUUAUAUUAUCCUAGAAAUGAAAAGAAAAGGCCAGGUGCCUUGCAAACGGAUACAUUCUAUAAUUCGUGGCAAAAUUUCUUGAAAAAAUCUUCUCCAUUAAUAAUAAUUAGACAGUCUAUCCAUCUUUCUAUACAUUUUCUAAUGACCUCCUUAUCUUGUAUUUUAGGUAUUCAGCACCAGGAUAAAGCAAAGGAUUCUCCAUGGUUCUGAACUCUGCCUUAUUUGAAAGUCCAGAAAACAAUAGUCUCUACAAAGAGAAUUUUGAACUAUUGCCAAAAAAAAAAGCAAAACAGACGUGACUCUGAAAUAAAUCUAAGUGAUUUCAGAAGUCAUUCUUCAAACAAUGUGACAUAUUUUCUGAGCCUACUGCAAUCAUUCACUAACUUUAUUACAAACUGUACUUUCCUUAAAAGCACUAUUUUUGCUAUUACUAUACAUAACAUUAUCAUAAUCAAUUACAAGUUUUAUACCCUUCGGUGUAUCUUGUGUCUACAUUUGUAGAUGCAAAAAAAGUUGGUUUUUUUUGUAUGUUUUUGUGUAGCGCCAAAGAGCUGUUUUAGAAGGACUUUAAAAAAAAAAAAAAAAAGUUACAUUUUAAAAGUUCUGUUUCAAGAACUGUGUCUCAGUGAAGCACUGGCAAGCCAAACUUUUUUUGUAUAAGAUUUUUUUUUUUAGAUGUUUGUUUAGUGAUUUGUGUCCUAAUGUGUCUUAUAGAUUUCAUUCGUUGAUACCUCAGUAGUAUUGUUAAAAGGAGUGGAUCGCCUUGGUCUCUGGAGGGAAAGAAUGUUAAUUAAAGUAAACCUUUUUUUUCUUACAAGAUUAACAAUGCAGUUCAUAUGUAAAAUUAUUGUAUAGGAAAACAAUUUUAAAAAGGACAAGGGUCAAUAUUUUCUUACAAAAUAAAUGAACCCCUUAAGGACCAAAUUCUGGAAUAAAAGGGAAUCAUGACAUGUCACGCAUGUCAUGUGUCCUUAAGGGGUUAAAAGUCACUAUGUUUACAUCCUGCAUCUUUUUUUUUUUUAACUUUAAAUAGGAAUGUGGACCAAAUCUGAAUUUGAAUGUAAAUGUUUAAGUAGGACCAAACUGAUGGUGAAUUGGUUUGAAAGACAUGCAAAUGCUAAGACACCACUUCUAAUUUUUUUUGCCAUAAAACCUUGAUUUGCUAAAACUUUAGGCACUGUUAGUUGAUUCCAGAUGUUACUUACAGGGUUAAGGGAUAAAUAUAAUUAUUACCGUAUGUAGAUGAUAUAGAUAAAAAGUAGGGUUAACCGAAGUGUUUUCAGAUUUCUGGUACAAUCAUUAUUGCACAAAAAGUGCUUUGAAAAUGAUGAGUCUCAGGUAAUGUAAUAAAUUCAAACUUCAAAGGUUCACCCCACCACUAGAACUUUGAAAAAAUAAACAUUAGCUAAACUGUGUUUGAAACAGUAAAUUAUUUUGUUAAAAGUAUGUUGUUUAGAAACGUAUUUUUACAAGAUUAAAUGGGUAUAAUUUUAUUAUAGUUCAAGGCACAGAUGUACAUACUGUUUAGUAGCAAAAUGUUAUCAUGAAUUCAAUUUCAUUGACCCCAGUGGCAUAAAGUUUAAUAGGAGGUCUAGGUAUUAGAUGUUCACAAGCAAAUCCUUAGAGAGACUGGGCUGGCAGACAACUGCAUUGUGCCCAGAUGUUCUUAGAAUGAUGACUAAUCUUGGCACCACAGAUGCACAUUUCCCAUAAUGCUCAGCAAACCUUUAGCCUUUAGGCUGGUGGAACAUCAUGCAUGGGAAAAUUAGGUCACAUAUAUCUGCAGUUCCAAGAUUAUUCAACAAUGGUCAAGUGGAACAACUUAAUUUGGAAAAAUAAUAAUAUCACAUUAUGGCAAUAUGUUGUAUAGAAUGUAUUUCAAGAAAAACUGUCAAUUCUAAUUAUUGAGGUCUUGUAAAUGUAUUGCACAAUAAUAUAGCCUGGGCAUUUCACAGAAAUUGUUUUUCAAAUUAAAUGCCUCACCAAAAAUGUAAUAAAACAUUUUAACAGUGCUGUAUAGUUUUUCUGUGUUUAAAUGUGUG
Molecule: messenger RNA, 22005 nt
Organism: Pelobates cultripes (western spadefoot toad)
Lineage: Eukaryota; Metazoa; Chordata; Amphibia; Anura; Pelobatidae
Source: the annotation of a GenBank genome assembly